This is a messenger RNA of Eublepharis macularius, 3592 nucleotides long. RefSeq names its product thrombospondin type 1 domain containing 1 (gene THSD1). Lineage: Eukaryota; Metazoa; Chordata; Lepidosauria; Squamata; Eublepharidae. The record is from RefSeq and is a predicted model, not a curated record. Bases 385 to 2934 code for a protein of 849 amino acids. The transcript is spliced from 5 exons. Gene Ontology annotation, cellular component: cell periphery.
GCUGCCGGGCGAGAGUCCCGCUCCAACCAUGCGCCUCCGAAGCAGCCGCAUGCUCCUGAGAGAUCCCGGGCGAGGGCUGCUGACCUGCCGGCAGCUUUGUGGAGAUCGGAGCCGAGGGCCAGCGCGGAAUACCUGGCAGACCCCUUAGAAACAGCGGGGCAAAAAGCCUUCUUUUGGAUGCGCAGCAAGAGGGCUCCUUGCGUACCCCGAUCUCUCUCCCAUUCGUUGUCCCCACCGCCACCUCAACCAAUACUUAUUUUGUUCCUACUAACAGUAUAGGGGAGAAAGGCAUACUUGGAACAGCGGCCGGAAGAGGCAUACGGGCAUUUCGGACCUAGAGCGGGACAUGACAAGUAAAAGGAACAGGGAGCCCACGUGAUCAGAAUGAAAGAGUUGAAAGAGUUUCCCAAUCUUCUGCUGGUUGUACUCUGCGAUUAUGUUCUUGGAGCAAUGGAAUAUCUUCUGCUAGAAGAACCAACUCAUAUAGCUUUAAGCAAUAGCACCAUCUCGCUUGAGUUCCACCGUUAUUAUGGUGGGAAUGUGACACUGAAAAAUACUUCUGUCUUGCUGCUAGAAGCCGCCACCAACCAAACAGUUGCAAAAAAACAGCUUUCACCAAACCAGUUCCAAGAUACUGUUGUAUUUGAAUGUUAUCAUUUUAAGAGCGCUGGGAGCUACUGGUUCAGAAUGGUGUCUGAAAUCAGCAAUGGGACCGAUACACAGUGGAAUGAAGAGAGUGUUCCUCUCCAUGUGGAGUGGCCGGAGUUUCAUAUCGAUCUAAGGAGGACCUCAGAGAGACUUGGGAAUUCCCUUCAGCUUGGGCUGUUUACCAAUGAAUAUUUAUGUCCGAUGAAUAAGACGGCGAUUUCUCUGGAUGUAAUACUGACUAGCGGCUUAUAUGAUUUGGGAAAAUUGAUUUCAAAUGAGACUCUAGGAUUGAGAACUCGCAAAGAACUGUCUCUUUCUAGGUCUCAGUGGGUGACUGUUGACUGCCAUGUUGUUGGACAGGUAGUGUAUAUGGCUGCCUUGCUGAAAUUGGCAAGGACCCAUUCAGUCAUUGCUUCAACAGGACCUGUAGACCUUGGGCACCGAUUUGGAUACAAGGUGAUUGUAGUGCAAGAAACGACGUGCGAGUCUUCAGUUGUGGUUUCAGUCAUUCCUCCUCCAUGCACUUCUGCCAGGGGGCACAUUGCUGUGUUCAAAGAUCCUCCUGGGACUCUGAGUCAAAAGGCAAGGAUACACGAAAGCAUCGUGAACCCAGAGGAUAACCAGAUAGAAUUCAAUUGUACUCUGUUUGACGAGGGAACAAAUAAAUACUGUUUUGAGUUCCGUCAUUCAAGCCGAACGGAGUCCCCACCACGAGCAAAAGAAUGCAUGCUUAUUCUAAGGAAUAUAGGACACUGGACGCUUUGGCAGGCUUGGAGUCCAUGUAGCGUGACCUGUGGGGAUGGUGUCCGUGAGCGUUAUCGUGAAUGUCUAGCAUCAUUCCCGGUCCUGCUAAAACAAGGUUGCAAUGGGAUACAUCAGGAGAUUUCUCCAUGUUCUUUGGAGGAAUGCUCUACCACCAAGUCUACACCUCUCACUUCUCUGCACCCUGAAGGCAGCCAGGGAGCUAAUAAUAAUCUAGUAACUAUUACUGGCAUAUCUCUGUGCUUGUCCAUAAUCUUUGCCACCGUCCUUAUCACUUUAUGGAGGAAGCUUUGUAAGUCCCAGAAGUGUUGCACCCCUGUGCGCUGUGAUUCUGUCCGCUCGUCUAGCUUUCGGAAGAAUUCUGAUGAGGAGGAUAUCUGCCCAGAGAGGCAGCAGCGAGAGAGCUUUUCUGAGGGAGGAGAAGCCCCUUGUUCAGAACCUCUUGAGAUCCCCUUGAAUUUCAGGAGAAGCCUUCAUUUUUCUCCAGAAGAACAAGGAGGAACAGCUUCUUGUACUGAGAGCUUUCAGGCCAAUGCUCAAAAAAUAAUCCCCCCCAUUUUCAGCUAUCGCCUCGCCCAGCAGCAGCUGAAAGAAAUGAAAAAAAAGGGUCUCACAGAAACAACCAAGGUUUAUCAUGUUUCCCAGAACCCUCUGACUGAGACCACCAGCACAGAAAGCCAGGAGGCAGUGGUGGGGGCAGCAAACAAGUUUAGAAUCAAGUCUCCUUUUCUGGAGCAGCCACUCAACGCUCUCAACACAUCUGGGGACAGGCCAUGUUCUAGGAUGGAUUUUACAUUUUCACGGGCCAACCCUAUCCUGAGCCCUAGCCAGUCCUUAAUUCGUCAACUAAGGUAUCAAGAUGGAGGCGAGCAGUUAGGAACAGGCUAUCCAAGAUGCUCACAGUUCCGACGGACAGCAAGUUUUCAUGAAACGAGAAAAGCCAAGCCGUUCAGAAAGAGGAGCAUGUCUACCCUUCCACCACGUCAGCCCGCACUCUACCCUUGCAGAGUUAGAACAUGGGACCAUGUUCCCGAUGUACAGCGUCAACUUAAAUCUAAAGACGUAACUGAGAAUCCAGAAGAGCUCCACCUGUAUCACAGCAUUGCUUCAGCUAAUGAACCUCUGACCUAUGAGGCACAGAGUCCCCACAAAUGGGAACCUUCUGGAAAGAAGUCAGAUCUGGUUAAUAGUCGUCAACCUGCACCCCAGGUAUUAUGUGUUGAUAGAUCAGAGCAGAAGAGAAACAAGAAGGUCCCCUUUCAGAACCACAGGGAUGUUGGGAGGAAAGAGCCUUCUAUUUUGGCUGUCAGAGAGAACCAGCAGAGAGCUAGUACUCUGAGCCCUACCCAGUAUAGAAAGAGCAAAUGCCAGAGCUUCCCAUUGGAUCCCAAAUACCACUUUUAUGACAACACUUCUUUUGGUCUCACCGAAUCAGAACUGCAGAUGAUUGAUCUGCCUGGAUAUUUUGGCUCAAAUGAAGACGGCGAAACGAGUACUCUCAGCAUUGAAAAACUGGUGCUCUGAACAUCAUUACAGUGACACAGAAGAAUCUGUGGGAUGAUGUGAAACAUGGCAGAUGACUUUAAAAAACAAGGCAGCCAUGGGACUAAAAUUCCAUCUCCAUAGUGAAAAUGGAGGACCCAAUUAUUACUGCUAAUGUACACCCAGGUGUUUUGGAAAAGGUGGUGAAAACUGAUACCGAUAUACAAAUAAGCUCCAAAUUCUACUACUGCAUUGCUGAAUUCACUGCCCCAGUCACAGUUGGCUUAGGAACUGGUCCCAGAUGCUGCUUUGCACUUAUAGGAUUGGGUUCCAGGGCCCAAGCAGUAGUCUGACCCAACACUACUUACUACAGCCACUAUCUGCAAUAGUUAUCCCUCUUCCUCCCAGUUCUUCUCAUAAGCUAUUGGAAAGUACUGAUUCUCAGAAGCCCGUCAGAAUAACCAUGGAUCCCUGUUUUGUGCAUCUAUGUCUGUGGUACAUUUGUAGUGAGAUUAUAGUAACAUUUGAGGAACACUGGACUGCUUUGCCCUCAUGUUGUUAAGCAGUGGAUGCUCCUUUAUGUUAACAGUAAUUGACUCCCUAGAAAAUAAACCAGUUUGCUAGUCUUCCAACUUUAGCAAAGCUCUACUUCCCAGGGCUUUUUCCCAGCUGGAACGCAGUGGAAUGGAGUACCUCUUGA